Molecule: messenger RNA, 1374 nt
Organism: Ornithodoros turicata
Lineage: Eukaryota; Metazoa; Arthropoda; Arachnida; Ixodida; Argasidae
Product: kelch domain-containing protein 2-like
Exons: 10
Coding region: 123-1283 (386 amino acids)
Molecular function (GO): protein binding
Source: RefSeq, a predicted model, not a curated record
AGGAGUGCGGCGAUCGACGUAAACAAGAUCGAAUGUCUGCGUUAGCGGCUGUGAUGUGCUCAUGACCAAGCAAAAUUUCUUUCCUUUCUGAACAAAAUACACGUUGGAUGACUUGAUGACACAUGAUGGAGGAGGACGAUCAAGCUGACAUACCUAAACCGUCCCGUCGGACCGGACAUGUGGCUGCGAGCUACAAAAAUGGAAUACUUGUCUGGGGUGGCUAUCGCGAAACGAUGGAUGCGACGAAGUACCUUCCCGGAGACAAAGUUUGGUUUUAUGACACCUUCAUGGAAAAAUGGUUUCUAAGACAGACAGUUGGAAAUGUCCCACAGGGCACCUCGGGAGCAGUUGCCGUUGUUUCCACGGAUCAGUUGUUCAUCUUUGGUGGUUUCCGGGGCAACGGGAACACGAACCGCCUUUAUAGGUUGAACUUAAAUUCAAUGAUAUGGGAACUGAUGGAACCCUUAGGAGCUCCACCGACCCCCUGCGACAAAAUGGUCGGCUGGUGUUACAAGGAGAAGCUAUAUUUCUUCGGUGGAUUUGGAGUGCAUCCAUCACACGGAAUACAGAGACAGUCGGACUUCCAUUUCGUCAUGGAUACUCAAGCAUGGUAUAAUCGAAGAGGGUGGAGCAACCAGUUUGUAGAAUAUGACGUUGUCACAAAUACAUGGAACUGGCCCUUGUACAAGGGAAAAUCCCCCGUUCCCAGAGCAGCACACGCAGCCGCCCAGAUGGGAGAACUGGUGUAUGUCUUCGGAGGACGCCAUCUUGGCACCCGACUAAACGACUUGCACGUCUUCGACAAUGAAGCGAUGGCCUGGUCUGGACAAGUCGAGACGACAGGGAGAAAACCAUGUGGACGGUCUUGGCACAGCUUUACCGGGGUCUCUGCUGGCCACAUUGUGCUUUACGGUGGCUUUAGCCAAUCGGAAGAACCACUGAGCGACUGCUGGCUGUACCUCGUAGGACCCAAGACGUGGGUCCAGGUGGAGAGGGAAUACCCUCCAAGGCUAUGGCACUCCGCCUGCCUCAGCCGGGAAGACGAGGUGGUCGUCUUUGGAGGCUGCGCAGGGAACAUUUUUGGGCACACUACGGUCAAGGCGGAAGAUACCAUCAUCCUGCUACAGUUCUCACCGAGAAGCCUUUAUCUGAUCUGCCUGGAGAAAGUGUCUCAAUUUGGCCGCUUCCUGCAGCCGAUGCUGCGCAUGUUGCCGCCGACGGUGUCCGAAGCCCUGUGUCAGAAGUACGGGAGCCCACUUGGCUCCGUCUUGGCCGGCUGUUAAUGCGAGCACGUCGAGAGAAGGUUGUACAUAAAUGAACGAUAAUUUAUUACUGCACAAAUUGCAAUAAAUGUCGGUGCUCUAUAAUUCUUCA